UAAUGUAAAUUGUUUAGGUUAAGAGGUGACAUUGGAAGGGAAUGGACUUGCCGGAAGUUACAACGUUGCCGAAAGUAGUUUCUGUUAUGAGUUGUGGGAGUUUCUGCAAUAGCAAGAAUCACGAAGGCUAACCGCAAAUCCUUAUUUGCUGUCAACUUGCUUUGGACUACAAUUCCCAGAAGGCAACGCUCUGCUCCCUUGGCUCCACUCCCUUGGGGGUUGUAGUUCACAGAAGACGCCUUCCCAUCGAGUUUUACGUGCUUGUCAGCAAGGCCUCUCCUCCAGCCGUAGCGUCUCACUGUCGGGAGUGGCACGGGUUUCCGCGCCUAAUCCUUGUCCCUGGAUGGUCGGGAAGCGGGCGGCCGCCAGGCUCUCUAGGCCGAGCGCUUCGUCUCUAUGACGACGGAGGCGGUCCCGGGUGUUCAGCGUGCGGGCGCGGAGGAGCGCGCGUCAGUUCCGCGCGGGGCUGUCGGGGAAGAUGGCAGCGGCGCCAGAAAAUGUCAGCUUAUUAUUCAAGUUAUACUGCUUGACAGUGAUGACCCUGGUGGCUGCAACGUAUACCAUAGCUUUAAGAUACACAAGGACAUCAGACAAAGAACUCUACUUUUCAACCACAGCCGUGUGUAUCACAGAAGUUAUAAAGUUAUUGCUAAGUGUGGGAAUUUUAGCUAAAGAAACUGGUAGUCUGGGUAGAUUCAAGACUUCGUUAAGAGAAAAUGUAUUGGGGAGCCCCAAAGAACUGAUGAAGUUAAGUGUGCCAUCAUUAGUGUAUGCUGUUCAGAACAACAUGGCUUUCCUAGCUCUUAGCAACCUGGAUGCAGCAGUGUACCAGGUGACCUACCAAUUGAAGAUUCCUUGUACUGCUUUAUGUACUGUUUUAAUGUUAAACCGGACACUCAGCAAAGUACAGUGGAUUUCAGUUUUUAUGCUGUGUGGUGGAGUUAUACUUGUACAGUGGAAACCAGCUCAAGCUACGAAAGUCAUGGUGGAACAGAAUCCAUUUUUAGGGUUUGGCGCUAUAGCUAUUGCUGUAUUGUGCUCAGGAUUUGCAGGAGUGUACUUUGAAAAAGUUUUAAAGAGUUCAGACACUUCCCUUUGGGUGAGAAACAUUCAAAUGUAUCUAUCAGGGAUUGUUGUGACAUUAGUUGGCGUCUACUUGUCAGAUGGAGCUGAAAUUAAAGAAAAAGGAUUUUUCUAUGGUUACACAUAUUAUGUCUGGUUUGUCAUCUUUCUCGCAAGUGUUGGAGGCCUCUACACUUCUGUUGUGGUCAAGUACACAGACAACAUCAUGAAAGGCUUUUCUGCAGCAGCAGCCAUUGUUCUUUCUACCAUUGCUUCAGUGCUGCUGUUUGGAUUACAGAUAACACUCACCUUUGCUCUGGGUACUCUUCUCGUAUGUAUUUCUAUUUAUUUCUAUGGAUUACCCAGACAAGAUACUACAUCCAUCCAACAAGGAGAAACAGCCUCAAAAGGAAGAGCCAGUGGUGUGUAAUUUCAGCCUCAAAGGAGAUUCCUACUAAGAUUGAAACCAUUUGCAUUAAACUAGAGCCUUAAGUCAACCCCAGAAGGUAGCUUAAACAAAGAAUAACAAAUUAACUAUGUGGUAUAAGAAUUAAGAAGAAAGCUAUCUUGAGUGAAUUGCUACCAAGAUUUAAUGUGACCUGUUUGGGGUCAACCCAUUUUGUUUUAGAAUGAAUUUUUUUAUUGUAUAUAUAAUGUAUAUAAAAGUAUGGAGAUAAUCAUGUGAGGCUAUAAUAUUCAAAUAAUAAGGUUUGGGACAAUGUUAAAGGUUAAAGUGCCAAAGCCAUUUCUGUACUAACUGUUGUCUUGUUCAGGUACCAGGGGAGAAGGAUGGCCCCUCCUUGUUCCCCAAUUCAUGUACAGUAUUUUGUUCCAGCAGCAGUAAAGACCUAACUCUUUUCUUACAAGAGAGACAAAAACAAGACAGGCUAGUCAGAAACAAACUGAAUGUGGAACUUCUCAAACUGAAUAUUUCAUAACUCAAGACAAUGAUUUCCGGGUGGUGACUGAAUACUCCUGUAAGUGCUGUAUUUGUGCCAUUUAUUGUAUGGAUUCAUAUUUCUUUGCUGUUAGAUGAUAUACUUUUCUCCAAAAAAUAUUUCUACUGUCUUUUGUACUUUUUUUUAUAAAAUAUGUUUAGCUGUGGGGCUCUCAAUAAUUUAUGAAAUUGUUUUUUUAAAAAAUUUUAUAUGAAUAGGGAAAUUCAGCAAUAAACUUUAUAUGAAAUCUG
Messenger RNA from Myotis brandtii (Brandt's bat), 2251 nucleotides. RefSeq names its product solute carrier family 35 (CMP-sialic acid transporter), member A1 (gene SLC35A1). The coding region runs from base 479 to 1492 and encodes 337 amino acids. The transcript has 8 exons. NCBI's taxonomy places the organism in Eukaryota, Metazoa, Chordata, Mammalia, Chiroptera, Vespertilionidae. Gene Ontology annotation, biological process: pyrimidine nucleotide-sugar transmembrane transport. Gene Ontology annotation, molecular function: pyrimidine nucleotide-sugar transmembrane transporter activity. Gene Ontology annotation, cellular component: Golgi membrane. The record is from RefSeq and is a predicted model, not a curated record.